Phalaenopsis equestris is the source of this 1069-nucleotide messenger RNA. Its product is annotated as heavy metal-associated isoprenylated plant protein 39-like. Gene Ontology annotation, molecular function: metal ion binding. NCBI's taxonomy places the organism in Eukaryota, Viridiplantae, Streptophyta, Magnoliopsida, Asparagales, Orchidaceae. The transcript is spliced from 3 exons. The record is from RefSeq and is a predicted model, not a curated record. The coding region runs from base 408 to 881 and encodes 157 amino acids.
GCUCAGCCAACCAGUGAGGACUGAUGAAGAGAAUAUCUGAGGCGAGCGUCGGCCGUCCGUCGGAUUGAUAUUGACUGCCGGCUUGCUUUUGGUCUGUUAGCUGACGACGGCUCAGCGAAUCUAACCCUUUAUCUGUCUCUCCCUCCCUUCGUCCCCACCAUACAAAUAAACCUUGAAGAAAAGCCUAACUGAAAGGCCCACUCGUUAUAAUGAAGACAACAUUUUCUCUACUAAUCCCUCUUCCUCACACUUUCCCCUUUUCCGUAGCAGACCAGCCCUCUCAAAUCUCCUCCUACCCUCCAUCUUCCUCUCCUUCUACCUUUUAGCUAUCCUACUUUCCAUCACCACUUACCCUUUCCCACUCUCUUCUUCUUCUACUUCUCUGCAUCUGGGUUUCUCUGUUCGAAAUGAAGAAACUUGUUUUGAAACUGGACUUACAUGAUGAUAAAGACAAGAAGAAGGCUUUGAAGGCAGUCUCCAGUCUUCAAGGAAUUGAUAUGAUUGCCAUGGACAUGAAGGAAAGAAAACUUACAGUAGUGGGAUCUGUGGAUCCCAUUGAUGUGGUGAGCAAACUAAGGAAGUUUUGGCACACCGAAAUCCUUUCAGUUGGGCCUGCAAAAGAGCCUGAGAAGAAGGAAGACGCGAAGAAGGAAGAAGCGAAAAAGGAGGAACCAAAGAAGGAGGAGCCUAAGAAGGGAGAAGCAAAGAAGGAGGAAGCAGAGAAGAAGAAGAAGGAAGAACCAAAGAAGGAAGAGAUCAGUCCUCAUGACCAGAUGAUCAUGGAACUUGUGAAGGCUUACAAGUCUUACAAUCCUCAGAUGACCACUCACUAUUAUGUGCACAGUGCAGAGGAGAAUCCAAAUGCUUGCGUUAUUUGCUAGUGAAGUUUCUGCGUGUCUGAGAGGUUUUAUGUAUAGUGUUUAGUAAAUAAGCAUUAAUGAGAAAUUGAUGUUGGAUAUGAUAGAGUGAUUAGAUUUUUUUGAUAAUCUAUCUCUCUGUUUAUUGUUUGUGUUUCAGAAGAAGCUGCUUUGAGGCUAUGUGUUGUUUGCAACUUCGAUCAUAUUUUUGA